Messenger RNA from Guillardia theta CCMP2712, 1248 nucleotides. RefSeq lists its product as hypothetical. Gene Ontology annotation, biological process: DNA-templated transcription. NCBI's taxonomy places the organism in Eukaryota, Cryptophyceae, Pyrenomonadales, Geminigeraceae. The record is from RefSeq and is a predicted model, not a curated record. Gene Ontology annotation, cellular component: RNA polymerase III complex; RNA polymerase I complex. The transcript has 15 exons. Gene Ontology annotation, molecular function: protein dimerization activity. The coding region runs from base 29 to 1156 and encodes 375 amino acids.
AGAUCUUAAAUCCGGAUCGAAACAGCCGAUGAUGAAGUCCGAGAAGAUGAGUGCAGAUCUACGUUUCUUCAAGGAGUAUGUAAUCUGCAAUGGAACCGCACCAACCCACACAACCACAUAUUCCCCUGGAACAUUCCCUGAGGACGAGGUGCUGGACAUCAACAAAUGGCGGGAUAGAGUGAAGAUGAAAAUUUUAGAGAUCAAAGAGGACCAGAUGUCCUUCGACCUCUCUGGCAUUGAAGUGGCCCUUGCAAAUUCUAUCCGCCGUGUCCUUCUGGCAGAGGUUCCUACAAUGGCCAUCGAGAAAGUAUUUGUAUAUAACAACACAGGAGUGUUGAGAGAUGAACUGGUAGCUCAGAGAUUGGGAUUGAUACCGAUCAUGGCGGAUCCUGAAAUCUUUUCUUGGCCAUCUGCAGAAGCUAAGGGCGCGGAUGAAACAACGAAUCUUGACAAGUUGGAAAAGGAAGUCAUCAAGUUCAAGCUGAAAGUAAAGUGCAAGAAACCACCACACGAUAGCGCAGACAAGGAGCCCAUCAACGGAAAGGUCUUCUCCUCCCAGCUCGAGUGGAUCCCCAUUGGCAAGCAAGCGGAAACCUUCAAGAGCUCACCUCCUGCUCCUGUUCACGACGACAUCCUCAUCACCCGACUGCGCCCCGGGCAGGAGCUGGACAUGGAAAUGCACUGCCACAAAGGAAACAACUGCGGAGACCGCGGACAUGCUAAGUGGUCACCUGUGGCCACCGCCUGGUAUAGGCUUCUUCCGCGCAUCGAUCUCGUUGAAGAGGUGACCGGUGAUCUUGCGGACUCGCUGGUCAAGAAAUGCCCCAUGGAUUGUUUCGAUAUCGAAGAAGCUCAUGGAGUCCCAGGAGGACGAAGAGCCAUUGUGUCGGACAAGGUCAGAGACUGCACGCUGUGCCGUGAAUGCAUCAGAGAGCCGGAGCUGGCGAAAGCCGUUCGUCUUGCGAGGAAGAAAGACCAUUUCAUCUUCACCAUCGAGAGCACAGGCAUCAUCAAACCCGCCCAGCUCUUCAAGCAGGCGUUGCAGGUGCUGAAGGGCAAGGCGCAGAACAUGUUGGACCACCUGGAGCAGCUGGAGGGCGAUCUAGCGGUACAGGCCAUGGAAGUAGACGAAGACAAUCAACAAGCUGAAUCAUGAGGCGAGCUACUCCAGCUCCUUGUCCAGCUGUGUACCAUGAGCCUCUCUACCCUCUCCUCCUUUCGAAUCGCUUUCUAAAUCUUACAAUCGUC